Molecule: messenger RNA, 2403 nt
Organism: Lodderomyces jiufengensis
Lineage: Eukaryota; Fungi; Ascomycota; Pichiomycetes; Serinales; Debaryomycetaceae
Gene: PPR1
Product: Ppr1p
Exons: 1
Coding region: 1-2403 (800 amino acids)
Biological process (GO): DNA-templated transcription; positive regulation of transcription by RNA polymerase II
Molecular function (GO): DNA-binding transcription factor activity, RNA polymerase II-specific; zinc ion binding; sequence-specific DNA binding
Source: RefSeq, a predicted model, not a curated record
AUGACUCCACCAAAGAAGAAACAAAAGAAAGAUAAUGGAAAUGAUGCUACAACCACUACCAAUAAAUCAUCAAAUAAUUCGAAAAUAUCAAGAGCAAUAUCUGCAUGUAAAAGAUGUAGAUCUAAAAAGAUUAAAUGUGAUCUGAAAUUUCCUCAAUGUGGGAAUUGCACUACUCAUAAAGUUGAAUGUAUUGGAGUUGAUCCAGUUACUGGUAGAGAAAUUCCAAGAAGUUAUGUUGUUCAUUUAGAAGAAACUGUUAAAAAAUUAGAACACCAAUUAUUGGAAUUUCAAUCAAAUGGAAGUACUAGUUUAGAUUCACAUUUGAGUCAUUUAGCUAACGGAAAUGAACAUAAUAAUAUAGAUCCAACUAUACAUAUGCAAGGAAAUGAUCUUCAACAACAACAACAACCAUCAAACACAAACGGACAUCAUCUUGCUAGUUUAAAUAAAGGAGAUAUAACAUUUCUGAAAUUAAUGUCAACGGCAGUUAAAGUUCAAAAAAGGAAUAAUGAAAAAAGACCAAAUAUUGAUUCAAAUAAUGGAACAGUUACAGAAGAUGAAGAUGAAGAUGAAAUAAAUCAUUCAGCAGCAGUAUUACCACCAAAAUCAACAGCUUUACAAUUUUGUCAAAUUUUUUUCCAUCAAUGUAAUGCACAAUUACCAUUAUUUCACAGAGAAGAAUUCAUAAGAGAUUAUUUUAUACCAAUAUACGGACCAGUUGAAUCAAAAAAUUUUAAUUUUGCAAAUAAUAAUGGAGAAAUUAAUGAUUCAUUCUGGAAAAAUAAAAAAUAUGAUUCAUUUUGGUUUGAUACUUAUAAAUUAAAAUUUCAAAAUUUGUUAAAUGGUAAAAAUGAAGAUAUUAAAAUUAUUUCAAAUAGUAUUAUACCGCCUAAAAAAUAUCACAUACCGUUGUUUUUUUUAAAUAUGGUUUUUGCAAUUGCUUCUUCUGUUCAUCAUUUACGUUAUCCUUCCCACAUAUCUGAAUCUUUUAGAUUAGCAGCAAUGAAAUAUUAUGAUGAAGUAAAAGAAAAUCAAGAUAGAUUGUUAGCAUUACAAGGGAUAUUAAUAUAUGCUUAUUAUUCUAUAAUGAGGCCAACAAAUCCUGGAAUAUGGUAUAUUAUGGGAGAAGCUUUGAGAAUAUGUGUUGAUUUAGAUUUACAAAAUGAAUUAAAGACAAAAUCAAAAGAAAAUUUGAAUAUAGAUCCAUAUACUAGAGAUAAGAGAAGAAGAAUAUUUUGGUGUACAUAUUCAAUAGAUCGACAAAUUUGCUUUUAUUUGGAUAGACCAUUUGGAAUACCUGAUGAAAGUAUUAAUACUCCAUUACCUACAAUUUUAGAUGAUCUGAAAUUAAAACCACAAGAAUCAUUACCAGAUGCGAAUUUUGAAGAUCCAAGUUAUAAACAUAUUUCAUUAGCUUUUAUAAAUGUUAGACAAUUACAAAGUGAGAUUACCAAAAUUUUAUAUGCAACAAAUAGUGAGAUCCCAAGACAAUUUAAAGAUUUGGAACAUUGGAAAUUAGAUGUAUUACAAAGAUUAAAUGAUUGGUAUCAACAAAUCCCGACAAAAACACAAAUAAAUUGUGAUUUUAAUUCAAUUUUUUUUAAAUUAAAUUAUCAUCAUGCUUUGUUGUAUAUUCAUGGUUUAGGUCCAAGAAAUUAUAAUUUAUCAUGGAAUGAUUUACAACAAGUUUCAAUAUCAUCUAGAGAAAUUAUUGAUGUUUAUUAUGAAUUAUUUACUACAAAAUCCGUGAAUUAUACAUGGGCUGGUGUUCAUAAUUUAUUUAUGGCAGGUACAUCUUAUUUAUAUACAUUAUUCAAUAAUGAAGAAAUAAGAAAUUCAAAUCCAAUAGAUAAAGUAUUAAAAAUUACAUCAAAUUGUUUUCAAAUUUUACAAUCAUUAAUUGAUAAAUGUGAUGCAGCAAAUUAUUGUUGUGAAAUUUUUCAUAAUUUAACUAAAAUUAUAAUUCAAUUAAAAUAUCCAAGUUAUCAAAAUUUUGAAAAUUUAAAAAUUUCAAAAGAAUCUUUAUAUAAUAUUAAUAAUGGGAAUGUUAAUCUGAAUCUUUUCACUUUAGUUAAUGAACUUGAUCAUUUAAAUCCUUUAGUUUCUCCACAUACUGGACAAAUAAGUAAUCAAGUAUCUCCUAAAACUCAACUAAUACAACAUCAACAACAACACGACAAUCAAAACGACAAUCAACCACUAGUAGAUUCAAAUCAGUUACCACAAUUUGAUAAUUUUGAAUGGAAUGAUGUUGAUUUAGAUUAUUUCUUUCAAGAAUUAAAUCAUUAUCAACAACUGGAUAAAUCGAGUCCUACUAAUAAUAAAGAAGGUAGAAUGUCUUUUGAAUUAUUACAUAAUAUGACAAAUGAAAGAAUUUGGGAUGAAUUUUUCACUUCUAAAUAA